Molecule: messenger RNA, 420 nt
Organism: Eimeria necatrix
Lineage: Eukaryota; Apicomplexa; Conoidasida; Eucoccidiorida; Eimeriidae
Exons: 3
Coding region: 1-420 (139 amino acids)
Source: RefSeq, a predicted model, not a curated record
AUGCUCAUCCGUGGAGCCGCUCAAUUCAAGGAGGCUCUCUUCAAUGGCAAUCCAAUAGCUGUUGCAACAGUGGGUGUUAUUGCGUUCCUUCUUAUAACAUUGGCUGCGCGAUGUAAGUAUGCGGUCCGGUCAUCAUUUCCAGAUAGCAAGCAGAGCACAAGCAGGCGUCGCCACAGAGCUCCCGUGGGAUCAAGUAACUCUCCUACGAAGCAAACCGCUUCAACAACUCCGCCAGCGCAGCCCAAGAAGCAGCCCAAAAAGAUAGAAUGCGAAACAGCAGCUUCAUCGAACGCGUCUGUUGCGAAGACAAAGGAAGAAUCACAACCGAACCCUCUGCAAUUAAACGAGCAGCCUGAAGACGACGGUGGAGACUGGCUCGUUGUUGCUAGCAAGAAGAAGCCUAGACCGAAGAAGGCUUAA